Austrofundulus limnaeus is the source of this 2480-nucleotide messenger RNA. RefSeq names its product solute carrier family 6 member 9 (gene slc6a9). Lineage: Eukaryota; Metazoa; Chordata; Actinopteri; Cyprinodontiformes; Rivulidae. Gene Ontology annotation, biological process: amino acid import across plasma membrane; nitrogen compound transport; neurotransmitter transport. Gene Ontology annotation, cellular component: plasma membrane. Gene Ontology annotation, molecular function: amino acid:sodium symporter activity. The record is from RefSeq and is a predicted model, not a curated record.
UCGCUGCGGCUCCUAACAAAAUGAUGAGCAACACAUGCCAUUCAUCCUCGGAACAGAGAGCACGUGCUGCCUUUGAUAAAGAGGAGGCUGCUGAUAAAUCACGUGACAGGCGCGUAACUGACGUCAAGUUGGAGGCUCGUGUUCGUGUUCACCAGCUGAUAACCUGCAAGCUGCUAAUUGAGUCGUUUCGCAAGUUUGAGAACAGGAAGCCGGUUCUGUGAUGCUCAACAAGCAGGUUGUGUGUCGUCGGAGAGAGAGAGAGACCUCAUUUUUGACUGCCCCCACCAGCAACACCUCCACCUCCCAGUCAGCCUGUUUUUUUUAAGCAAGGGGAGGAGUUACCGGGCUGGCAGUGACCAUGGAGCAGUGAUGUGGGGGGUUCGAMGACCAAGGUGAUGCAACUUAAGCGGUGUUAAUUGACGCGAAAAGAAGAGGUAAACUCCAGCUGGGAGUCACUCGAGGGCACCUCCGCGUUCAAACAGCGACUCCUCUCUCACGAGGAACAACGAGGCGCUUAGAAAAGUUUCUGGAUUAGGGCAGAAUUAACACAAAGCACGGACGCCACUCCAGCUACACUUGCAAACGACACAGACGAAGGGGGGGACCGUGACAGAGAGCCUGACGUGACGGGGUGAAGGCACUCGAGCGAACCUCAGGCACCUCACAAAACUUCCAACUCUGAUAAGUGAGAGACGGACGGGUCCCAUCUAGACUGAGUGAGAAGGCAGCAUAGAGGCAGAGGAUCUUUGCCGCCAGGGUCCUGAAGGAUGGAGGAAAAGCAGUUUGCUGGGAUCCUGAAUGGAGCAGUUCCAGGAGAGCCAGUGAAGAAGGAUGAAAACACUCGGAGAGGCAACUGGGGCAACCAGAUAGAGUUUGUUCUCACAAGUGUGGGCUACGCAGUGGGCCUGGGCAACGUGUGGAGGUUCCCCUACCUCUGCUACAGAAAUGGAGGAGGUGCCUUCAUGCUUCCAUACUUUAUCAUGUUGGUGUUCUGCGGCAUUCCUCUCUUCUUCCUGGAGCUUUCCUUUGGUCAGUUUGCCAGUCUGGGUUGUUUGGGUGUCUGGAAGAUCAGCCCUAUGUUUAAAGGCGUGGGCUACGGCAUGAUGGUGGUCUCUACCUACAUUGGGAUCUAUUACAACGUGGUCAUUUGCAUCGCUUUCUAUUACUUCUUUAUGUCCAUGACAAACCUGCUGCCAUGGACGUACUGCAACAAUCCCUGGAACACGCCCGACUGCAGCGGUGUGGUAGGCAGUGGUGCCCAGCUCAAUGGCAGCCUGGUGAACGUCACUAACAGUUUGAUCACGGAGGCUUAUGAGGGGAUCAAUCGUACCAAGAGGACCAGUCCCAGUGAGGAGUACUGGAAGCACUACGUGUUGAACAUCUCUGAUGAUAUUGGAAACUUUGGAGAGGUCCGUCUUCCUAUCCUGGGAUGCUUGGCCGUAUCCUGGUGUGUUGUCUUCCUCUGUCUCAUCAGGGGCGUUAAAUCAUCUGGAAAGGUGGUGUACUUCACAGCCACAUUCCCAUAUGUGGUGUUGACCAUUCUGUUCAUCCGUGGCAUCACCCUGGACGGAGCCAUAAAUGGCAUCAAAUACUACCUGACUCCACAGUGGCAGAAGGUCCUGGAUGCAAAGGUGUGGGGAGAUGCUGCCUCACAGAUCUUCUAUUCCCUGGGCUGUGCCUGGGGGGGUCUCAUCACCAUGGCUUCUUACAACAAGUUUCACAACAACUGUUUCAGGGACAGCAUUAUCAUCAGUAUAACAAACUGUGCGACAAGUGUGUACGCUGGCUUUGUGAUUUUCUCCAUUCUGGGCUUCAUGGCACACCACCUGAACGUUCCAGUGUCCGAGGUGGCGGACCAUGGCCCAGGACUAGCCUUUGUGGCUUACCCAGAAGCCCUCACUCUGCUGCCAAUCUCUCCACUCUGGUCGCUGCUGUUCUUCUUCAUGCUCAUCCUUCUGGGACUAGGAACUCAGUUCUGUCUGUUGGAGACGUUGGUGACGGCCAUCGUGGACGAGAUUGGCACUGACUGGAUUAUCAGGAACAAGACCGUCAUCACGCUGUCUGUUGCUAUAUUGGGUUUCCUGCUGGGGGUGCCCCUAACAACACAGGCAGGAAUCUAUUGGCUGCUGCUGAUGGACAACUAUGCAGCCAGUUUCUCUCUGGUCAUCAUCUCCUGCAUCAUGUGUAUCUGCAUCAUGUAUGUUUAUGGUCACAGGAACUAUUUUAAAGAUGUUGAGAUGAUGCUGGGCUUCCCUCCUCCUCUGUUCUUCAAAGUCUGCUGGAGAUUCAUCUCUCCCGUCAUUAUCUCGUUCAUCCUGAUCUUCACAGUGAUCCAGUACAAACCCAUCACUUACAACGACUACAUUUAUCCCGGCUGGUCCUUGGCUAUUGGUUUUGCCAUGGCUCUGUCCUCAGUCAUCUGCAUACCUGUCUACGGCCUGUACAAGAUUUCUAGGUCCCCAGGAGCUACCUUUAGAGAG